ACCGCCCAAAGGCCUGACGUGGUUUCUCUGGCAACGCGGCGCCUCGAGCGGGUGAAGCCGCCGCCGCGGGGCCGGGCCGGGCGGAGCCGGGGCCGGGGAUGGAAGCGGUCCGGCUGCCUUCUCUACUCGCACUGUUGCUGUGUGUCGGCCUGAGCGGGCACUUACUGUCGGCUGCCGCUGGCAACCAGCGACCCAUUAUCGGUGUGCUGGCUCAGGAAACAGGCGGUGAUAUAAUUCAGUUUGGCAAAAGCUACAUUGCUGCGUCAUAUGUGAAGUUUCUAGAAUCUGGCGGUGCAAGAGUGGCGCCUAUAAGCAUUAAACUAACAGUUGCUGAAUAUACAAAGUUGUUUCAUUCCAUAAACGGGGUGCUCUUUCCUGGAGGUGAAAGUUCUGUUCAAGAAUCCAGAUAUUCUGAGAUUGCAGCCAUCUUUUAUAAUCUUGCGCGACAGGUAAAAGAUAAAGGAAUUCAUUUCCCAGUGUGGGGAACAUGUCUUGGAUUUGAAGAACUAACAGUUCUUACCAGUGGAGAAGAUCUUCUUACUAUCACAAACACUUCCAAUCUUACUCUCCCUUUACAUUUUACAGAUGAUGCUUUUCACAGUCGAAUGUUCAAACACUUUCCGAAAGAUCUAUUGCAAUCAUUGCAAAUCAAACCACUGACAGGAAACUACCACAAUUGGAGCAUUUCUCGGAAGAAUUUUACAAACAAUAAAAAAUUAAGUAAGUUCUACAGAAUCCUGAGUACAAAUAUGGACAGUAAGCAGAAAGAAUUUGUGUCGACCAUGGAAGCUUUCAGAUAUCCUAUUUAUGCAGUACAGUGGCACCCUGAGAGAAGUCCUUAUGAGUGGAAAUUAACUAAGGAAAUCCCACAUUCCUCUGAAGCAAUUAAAGUCUCGUGGUAUUUAGCUGAUUUUUUUGUUAAUGAAGCACGGAAGAAUUUCCAUCAGUUUUCUAACAGGGAGGACGAAGUGAAAGCUUUGAUUUAUAAUUAUUCACCUGUUUACACUGGAGAUAUUUCUAACUUUGAACAGAUUUAUUUAAUUGAUUAGAUUGAAAUCAGGUGUAAUUGUCUUAGUUAAUAAAUAUAAAUAAGCACGUUGUAGUUUUCCCUUUCUUGACCUAUAAGUAGGGGAAUCACCAUUCAUUGUAACGUAAGCAUAAUGAUCUCGGGUAAAUAUCUCUAAUUUUCACAUGUGAAAUAACUGGUACAAUAAUGUUGGUAAAGACAAUCGUGGGAAAAGGAAGCUAAAUCGCAAAAAUUCUAGGCAAUACUUCUUAGUAAGUGGUAAAGAAUGUGAAAUAGCCAAGAAUUAAUGAAGCAUCUACAUACAGAUUUUUUCAAACUAUGAAAAGCACCACUCACCCAUAGCCCCCAACUGCACCUGUAAAGCUGACAUACUAAAUGAGAACACAAUUCUUUAUCUAAGAAAAAGAUGUUGCUGGAGUCUGAGCAAAGAAAGAUUACACCCUUGAUGGGGGAAACAAAUUGACAGAGGUACUACAAAGGGUAGCAAUGCGUGAAGUGGAUAAAUCACC
Messenger RNA from Leucoraja erinaceus (little skate), 1536 nucleotides. RefSeq names its product gamma-glutamyl hydrolase-like. The record is from RefSeq and is a predicted model, not a curated record. Gene Ontology annotation, cellular component: vacuole. Gene Ontology annotation, molecular function: gamma-glutamyl-peptidase activity. The coding region runs from base 99 to 1049 and encodes 316 amino acids. The transcript has 9 exons. NCBI's taxonomy places the organism in Eukaryota, Metazoa, Chordata, Chondrichthyes, Rajiformes, Rajidae. Gene Ontology annotation, biological process: tetrahydrofolylpolyglutamate metabolic process.